AGGGCAGAGGCAGACGGACUAGAAACAGGCUGGCUGGAAGCCAGAAAUCUGGAGGCACAGAUGGGGGAGCAGGUGCCCCCUACUAGCAACAUGGUUUCCAGACUGAGGGAAAUCAGCAGAUCUGAGACUCUUUAUUAUCCUUAGUAGCACCUGAUUGGCUUUCCAACAUCACCUGACUUCCCAGGCCCAGAGAAUUAUGGGCUGCCAUUUUGAACGCCUGGAAUGGCCUAUAGUUCUGUCCUUGGACAAGCAGAGCACAGAAAGUUGGGGUGGUGCCUGGUCCACAGGCCUCUCAGUAUGAACCCCCUUAGUAUGAGCCCCAUGGUGUCUGACAGAUACCAAACAUCUUUUCCUUCUCUAUUACUCCUCACAGAGCUGUAGACAGAAGUGGAGCGGGAAAUCGCCAUUCUGAAGCUGAUAGAACACCCCCAUGUGCUCAAACUCCAUGAUGUCUACGAGAACAAAAAAUAUUUAGCCUUCAGUGUACAUGAUGCCUUAAGGAGUCACACAGAUACCUGGUCUUGGAACACGUCUCAGGAGGAGAACUCUUUGAUUACCUGGUGAAGAAGGGACGUCUCACGCCCAAGGAAGCAAGGAAGUUUUUCCGGCAAAUUGUCUCUGCUUUGGAUUUCUGCCACAGCUAUUCUAUAUGCCACCGAGACUUGAAGCCGGAGAAUUUACUGCUGGAUGAGAAGAACAACAUCCGGAUUGCGGAUUUUGGCAUGGCCUCCCUGCAGGUCGGAGAUAGCCUGCUAGAAACAAGUUGUGGUUCUCCUCACUAUGCAUGUCCUGAGGUGAUCAAGGGGGAGAAAUAUGAUGGACGUCGUGCUGACAUGUGGAGUUGUGGAGUCAUCCUCUUCGCCCUGCUGGUGGGGGCGCUACCCUUUGAUGACGACAACCUGCGGCAGCUGUUGGAAAAGGUGAAACGUGGGAUCUUCCACAUGCCCCACUUCAUCCCGCCUGACUGCCAGAACCUCCUGCGGGGCAUGAUUGAGGUGGAGCCUGAGAAGCGCCUCAGUCUGGAACAGAUUCAGAAACACCCAUGGUUCCUGGGAGGUAAGAACGAACCAGAGCCAGAGCAGCCAAUUCCUCGGAAAGUGGCUAUCCGGCGAAUCCAAUCCGUCAGUGAGCUGGAUCCAGAUGUGCUGGAGAGCAUGCACUCACUGGGCUGCUUCCGCGACAAGAACAAGCUGAAGCAGGAGCUGCAGACAGAGGGGGAGAACCAGGAGAAAAUGAUCUACUACCUGCUGCUUGACCGCAAGGAGAGAUAUCCCAGCUGUGAGGAUGAAGAUCUGCCUCCACGCAAUGACGUUGAUCCCCCUCGGAAGCGGGUUGACUCGCCCAUGCUGAACCGACAUGGGAAGCGCCGACCUGAGCGGAAGUCCAUGGAAGUUCUGAGCGUUACAGAUGGCGGUUCCCCAGUCCCAGCCCGACGGGCCAUAGAGAUGGCACAACAUAGCCAGAGGUCUCGAUCUGUGAGUGGUGCCUCCACUGGCUUAUCCUCUAGCCCCCUCAGUAGCCCAAGGAGCCCCAUCUUCAGCUUUUCCCUCCCAUCACCUCCCCCUGCCCCUGUGAAGACCCAGACGCUCCCAGCCAAGGGCAGCCCAGCAGGGGAGCGGGCCCUGCAGAGCCGAUGCUCUGCCCCUUUCCCCUUGCCCCCCAGCUCUCCGCCCCCUCACCCGCCCUCCUCUCCCCAUUGCUUUUUCCCCUCUACUAAACCCCCACCCAAAUCUGUGCUGCAGGUCACCCCCCACCCCUCCCCUCGGGGAAGCCCCCUCCCCACUCCGCUCGGCACCCCCGUGCACACGCCCAAAGAGAGCCCCACUGGCACUCCCGGUGGGACGCCGCCGAGCAGCCCUGGCGUGGCCGGUGUGGCGUGGAAAACCCGCCUGAACUCCAUCAAGAACAGCUUCCUUGGCUCCCCGCGCUUCCACCGCCGGAAACUGCAAGUUCCUACACCAGAGGAAAUGUCCAGUCUCACUCCAGAGUCAUCCCCUGAGCUAGCCAAGAAAUCCUGGUUUGGGAAUUUUAUCAAUCUAGACAAAGAGGAGCAAAUUUUUGUGGUCAUCAAAGACAAACCCCUGAGCUCCAUCAAGGCUGAUAUUGUACAUGCCUUCCUCUCGAUCCCCAGCCUGAGUCAUAGCGUGGUGUCCCAAACAAGCUUCCGGGCCGAAUACAAGUCGUCUGGCGGCCCCUCCGUCUUCCAGAAACCUGUCAAGUUCCAAGUCGACAUCAGCUACUCUGAGGGUGGGGAGUCACCCAAGGACAGCGGGAUCUACUCGGUUACCUUCACCCUCAUCUCAGGUCCCAGCCGCCGGUUUAAGCGGGUCGUGGAAACAAUUCAGGCGCAACUGCUCAGCACACAUGACCAGCCUUCCGUGCAAGCCCUAGCAGGAACUGAGGAGAAAGGUGCUCUCCUGCCGAAAAUAACAGAUGCGCCGCGCGCGCGAUUCGGCGGAGCCGAAGAGCGCCUCUUGGAGCUUGAUAAUCUUCCGCCGGGGCUACUGCGCAGGCGCAGAACCCAGGUUGUGAGUGAACAUGCAUCACCAGAAAGAUCACCUGUUACAGAUGAGAAGAACGGGCAGCAGCAGCCCCGUUUGCCAGGCACUCCGACUCGCAGCUGCCAACCAUCGCGGCGCUCCGAAUCCGACGUCUCAUCGGAACACCAUCGACGUGGCUCCAAGGACAAGAAGCUAGUCUCCUCCAAUGGGACUCAAGUCCAGCAACCGCCACCCCCGUCCCCACAGCAGCCAUGACAUCUGGGGCAGGGGGGGCUGCACAGGGGCGGAACAGGGGAAGAGCGGAGAAGGAAGCCAUCUCCACGCCCCUGGGAGGAGCUAGAGCCGCCCCAUAUGGACAGAAGGAGCCAACGAACCAGGCGGAUGGGUAAAGGCCCCACCAGAGACGCAACGGGGUGGGGAGGGAGAUUGGUUUAAAUGUAACAACCUCGCCUCACCCCGGGGUGGAAAGUCGCCAUCUUGGGAGCGGCCCAUACUGUGAACUUGUAAAUAGUUAACAAAAACAGAAAACAAAAAUCCACAAAAGAACAGAACGGGGGGAAAGAAAAAAGAAAAUAGAAUGGCAAAAAAAGAGAGAGAUGGUGGACUGAAAAAAGAAAAAAACUGGAGGAGGAGGAGGAGGAGGAAAAAAACCGGGCAGGAGCCGGUGGGGGUUGGGAAGUUUACUCCGAUUCCUUUGGUUGGGGGGAGGGGGUUGUCUUUAUUUACUUCAGUCCUUUUCACAGACUCCUUCUGAUUUCAGUUUGGUUCUGAUCAGGAGACAUCUUCGUUCUCCUGCUUUUUCCUUCUGUGGCUUGUAAGGUGCCAACCUCCUCAUAGUAUCACAGCAGCAUUUGCUAAAAUCACGAGACAGAGCUAUUAAGAAGCUUGAUGGUUAUGGAAGAGAAAUAAAAAGUUUCUCAUUCCCUCCCCACUUCCCUAGUGCACAAUUUUCUUUCUUUUAAAAAGAUUUCCUACUUUCAGAAACUGGCUCCCGCCCCCCUCCCCAUGAUGGUUUAUUCUAUAGCUUUUUAGGCUCCCACCUUCCUUUAAAAUGGGCUCUCUCAUAGGCUCCAGUCACCUACAUCAGGUUCUGAAGAAAUCCAUUGCCCCUCGUUUGUUUGUUCAUUCAUGUUAACAUUUAUAUUCCGCUCUUCCUCCAAGGAGUCCAGACUCAGAGCAGUGUACAUGGUUAUGUUUAUCCCCACAACAACCCUCUGAGGUAGGUUAGGCUGAGAGAGAAGUGACUGGCCCAGAGAUACCCGGUGAGUUUUAAGGCUGAGUGGGGAUUUUAACUCUGGUCCUAGUCCAGCACUCUAACUACUACACCAUGCUGGCCACUUUAAAUCGGUUACGAAAAGAGAUCAGAAAGUCAGCCGUGGCUUGUGGGUGGCAUUCCAAAACUAGCUUGAGGAAGGUGCUGCUUGUCUGGUUGGAGCACGAAAACUCACAAAGAGGGGCAAGGGGUUUCUUCAGAACCUGAUGUCAGUAUCUGGAGCCUGUGAAGGAGCCUGUUCUUAAGUAAGGCAGGAGCUUGUAAUCUGGAAAAGCCCAAAGGCUGCAAUCCUGAACACAUGUAUUGAACACAGUGGGAAUUAUGCCUGAGUAAACUUGCAUAGACUGGGAUUACAUUCAUCAUAUUUACCAGUACUCUAAAAUAUACUUCCUCAAAAGCCAAUAUUAUAAAAAGAUUCUCCCCAAGGCAAAUGUUUUAAAAAGAGCCAAAUCAGAAUUUCACAAGUAGAGCAAGUUGAAAAUUUAAAUAAAGAUAUUGCAAUCUGAACAAUUUUGUGAUUAUAUCAAAACAGUUUAGCGAAAGCUGGCAUUUCACUAAACAGAGAGAAAAGAUGUACCUGAAGCAUUGACUUCAAAAUCCUGAAAUGGAACAAACAAACAAAAGAACCAUCCAAUUUUAAACUGCAGUUUUAAGAAGCCAGGAAUUUUAAGGUGUGUGCAUGUAUGCCCAGGAAUGAUCAAUGUGGAUUAAAAACAACCCGUCUGGGUAUGCCAAAAUAGCUACACUACAAUGUGCUUAUCUUUCCUCCCCCGCCCCCACCAACCCACGUUCUGGAUUCCAGUUCAGUACAGAUGCUCCUUAUUGCAAUGGAACAGGAUUAUAACCUUGUUCUUUUAAUCUUUAGACUUCUAUAAUCACCCAUUGCAUUCUCAGUAGUGAUUUUCCUCAUCUCCAAAAAGCUCUUUAUAAUCCCUGCACAGGAAUUGUAGUAAAAGCAGGGAAAAUGAGAGGCCUCAACAAUAGCUCCAGACUAGAAAACAAUACCUUGAGAGUUGGGGGAGUACUUUCAUAUUUACAUCAAGUUCUUGCAUAUUUAAAAUGUUGUUACUCCUUUUGGGGAAUUCUCCUUUCAUGUUUUGGGGGAAAAACCAAGCACUCCUUAUUUCGACUAAUAGAAUUUACACUUUUAAAAAACCCAGCAGUUUCUACAGCCUUAGAAAUAUUGUGGUUAUGAAAAUGUUGACUGGUAUGAACAAAAAAAGAAAAAGAAAAGAUAUUUUUUCUCUACCACAAUUAAAGGCAAAUCAUUAUUUUCUCAGGAAACUUUAUCAAAAUUGGCCUGCCCCCUUAAUUUUUUAAAAGGAAAAAAGAAGCAUGUUUUAGUCAAAUAUUUUAGUCUAUUUCCUUUUCUCCCCACCGCACCAUAAAUAAGGCAAUCUUUGGCUGGCAUUUUCAAACUUUCAUCCAUUUGCAAAAUUUAAAAGGCUUUUUAAAUUUACCUGUGGAAUUUGACCUCUUGCUUCGAACUGGCUCUGUUCCGUGUCAUUUUAGCAGCCCAGCCAGAACUCUGAGUAGGUCCAUGUCUCACCUCUAUUCCUCAAUCCUUUUCCCUAACCCUCUGCACCCAUAUACACAAGGUACUCUAAUGGGGCAUCCCCCCCUUUUUUUGAGGGGGGCAACCAUUCAACUGUAUUUUGAAAGUGCUGCGGUCUUAAGAAGACAGAGGAGCCCAAGACACCAGGCCUAAAACUUGUGGCAUAAAUAUUGACGCCAGCUGGAAUGCCGUCAUAGACACAGAUCUUAAGGCAGGAUUCCUUUUGACCCCAUGGGCGGCAUUCGGAGGACCAGUAGAGCGGUGGGGCCGAAGCAGCAGGACCGGGGGCAAGAGCAGCUUUAAAACCACAGUUGUUGGCAGAACUGGGGAGGCAGUCCAGGUUUGGAUACUGCCACCGGCGCUUGAUGCCAGGCAUAGUGGGGUGGGAAUCCACAAAAGCAAUUCCGUUUCCCACCUUCCAUUCCUCCUCCUUCCUCCUACUACUCUAGGUAACUGGCCUCUCCCAGUUGGGAGGGGCGCUGGAUGUGGGCGAUGGCGCAUGCGGGCAUGCACAUGAACAGGAAAUAACUGUAUGUAGCUCCCCCCCCCCACAUACACACACAUUUUCUGGCCCUGUGUCUGUCCAUCCUCUCUCCUUUUUGUGAACCCAACCUUAUCGCACACACACACACCUGCCCCCCAAUUGCCCGUCUUUUCUCUGCCCCUCCAUCUACUGUCCUUCCAUUUCAUGUCAUCUCCGGGGUCUAAUUAUUGCUCAGAAGAGAAAGAAAGAAAAAAUACAAACAAUCACUCAAACGUU
Messenger RNA from Hemicordylus capensis (graceful crag lizard), 6089 nucleotides. RefSeq names its product BR serine/threonine kinase 1 (gene BRSK1). Gene Ontology annotation, biological process: protein phosphorylation; microtubule cytoskeleton organization; intracellular signal transduction. Gene Ontology annotation, molecular function: ATP binding; protein serine/threonine kinase activity; tau-protein kinase activity. Bases 723 to 2756 code for a protein of 677 amino acids. The record is from RefSeq and is a predicted model, not a curated record. The transcript is spliced from 20 exons. NCBI's taxonomy places the organism in Eukaryota, Metazoa, Chordata, Lepidosauria, Squamata, Cordylidae. Gene Ontology annotation, cellular component: cytoplasm.